Molecule: messenger RNA, 969 nt
Organism: Colius striatus (speckled mousebird)
Lineage: Eukaryota; Metazoa; Chordata; Aves; Coliiformes; Coliidae
Product: proto-oncogene Mas-like
Exons: 1
Coding region: 1-969 (322 amino acids)
Biological process (GO): G protein-coupled receptor signaling pathway
Cellular component (GO): membrane
Molecular function (GO): G protein-coupled receptor activity
Source: RefSeq, a predicted model, not a curated record
AUGGAGGAGACCAACACCACAGACCUCAUUCUGAUCAACGUGACAUCUGGAUAUGAAAAUGUCCAAUAUAUUAAUCGAUCUCACUGCAUACGUCAUUAUUGGAUACUGAUCAUUUCAGGUGUCUGUAUUGGGAUUUGCCUGUGUGGCCUCGUGGGGAAUACGCUGGUUGUGUGGUUCCUGGGAUUCCAGAUGAAGAAGAACCCCUUCACUGUCUACGUCCUGAAUCUGGCCGUUGCUGACUUGGCUCUGCUCCUCUUCCUUGCUGUUGGUCUUUCCUUAGAAAUACUAAGUGCGGUCUAUUGUCUGUAUUCAGAAGAAUCUUAUUACAUUGAUAUUAUCCUGUUGAACCUGUAUAUAUUUUCAACUUUUGCCAGCAUGUACCUCCUGUCAGCAAUGAGCUUGGACAGGUGCCUGUCUGUCCUGUUCCCAAUCUGGUACCGAUGCCACCGCCCAAGGAACUUGUCUGGCAUCACGUGUGGGGUGCUCUGGGCUCUCGCUGCACUUUCUGCUUCUGUGAUUUUCAUUGUUUGUUUUUUGGAUAUAAACUGCCUUCCAGUCACACAAAGUGUAGUCCUUGUCAAUAUUCUCAUUUUCUCUGUAUUCCCUUUCCUUUCCAACCUGGCCCUGUUCAUCAAACUCCGCUGUGGUACAUACAGACGACACCCAGGGAAACUCUAUGUUGCUGUCCUGCUCAGUGUGACCUUCCUGUUCUUCUUUGGGAUUCCAUUCAGUGUGUUGCUUUUCAUUACUGAGAUCUGGUUUAAUACUCUUUACUUUGUAAUGUUUGUCUUUGUGACAUCGCUGAACAGCAGCGUCAACCCCGUCAUUUACUUCCUGGUGGGGGGCUGCCGGCAGCGCUGCUUCAGGGGCUCCACCACAGACGCCCUGCGCCGAGUGUUUGAGGAGAAGGCGCCGAGCGAGGACGGGAGCCGCGGGCCGGGGGACACUGCGGCCGAGACCUCGCUCUGA